Molecule: messenger RNA, 450 nt
Organism: Vigna umbellata (rice bean)
Lineage: Eukaryota; Viridiplantae; Streptophyta; Magnoliopsida; Fabales; Fabaceae
Source: RefSeq, a predicted model, not a curated record
AUGGACACUUACCUCUACCACACGACGGUCCCGACUCAACCUCCACACAAACCGGCCACCGCUAGCCGCGGUUCGCAGCGUUGUCAACGACGACACUCGCCACCGGAGCCAUCGCCGGCCACAACACCAGGUUCCCCUUGUUCUUCUUCUCUUCGCGCGCGACAGAAAAGCGCUCCCAUUCAUCGCCGGCCACCGCUUCCACCGAAACCAGCCACUACGCCACCACCUCUUCCAGUCUUGGCGUUGACGGCAACCCCAAGCGCCACCGGAACCGUCUCCAACCGUGGCGCCAUUGAUGCCUCCGAUGCCACACCGCUGCGUCCUAUAGCUGGACCAGAGACAUCACUGGCGGCAAACGCUAAUGUUGGAAACGCCUUCGCUACUCACAGUUCCCUUUUCACGCCUGGGAUAGAAACGCCGCCACCGGCACCCCCCCUUGUUCGACCCUAA